GCGAGCCCUGAGAAUGACAAGUUUUCCCAUACAUAUCGUGGGAAAACAUAGCGAAUCAGUGCAUCAGACAGCGGUCUUUUCUCGUCCAUCUGUCGGUGAGUGCAAGUCCAUUCGUCAGACAUCUCGAAUAGUUUUCAAUUCUAGUCUAGACUGCAGAACAAAUAUAUAUUGAUUGCGAUGACAAACUGCCGAAAAGGAUUGUCAGAGAAACAGCCGGAUGUUUGGCGACAUUACACCUAAACGGAUUAUUGUUUUAGUAAUGAUUCACAGUAGAGCAUUUUAAAAGCACAAAUUCUCUUGACCAGAACCGUGUGCUGCGAUCAGGUGCGGUAGGUGAACAGUUUAUCCACAUUUCCGCCUAUAGAUAGAUUUGCACAUGAUUAUUCAUGCUAUUUUGACAUCUGUAACAGUUUUAUAAGAUAUUUAGGGCACACUUUACAGUUUUAGUGCUAAUAUAAAUUGGUUUAGCUACAGCAACAAUAGUUGAACCAUGUCUGUGUUAGACUCAACAUUGCAAUCCAUCAAGAUUCGAAGUGUUUAAGUUUAGUUUUGUUUCGGCUAAUUUGUUCGUGUGUUAAAUGAACAAGUAUUUAAUUUAUCUACAACAUGACAACAUGUUGCACACUACUGUCAUUUAUCAACCAAUUUGUGCUUUUACUUGUUUGAGUCAGUUUCUAACAAGUUUCUAAUAACAAAAAAUACAAUCCUUUAAUUCUGGCUAGGCUUAACAGUAAACUGUAAACAAUUAUUUAAUAAAGAUUAAAUGUUUUGAACUAGGAAAUUUCACACCCUGUUCAUGAGCAACUACCUGAUGCAAUGGUGAUGCAAAGACAACUGCAUUUAUUGCAUUUAUUGACAAAUAGAACAGAGGAUAUUGACCAAGGGAUGGCAUAUUACUGGCAGGAAGGCUUUUUAAAAAUACUGGAAACUUCACAUUCUGUUUAGAUUUGAAUGCAUAAAGAAGCAGAAAGGUGUUGGUUCCUCAUUUGAAAAGCGUUUGUUUUGUUGUUUUGUUGUUUGACCUUAUCCUGCCUCCAUCAAGCUUUGUUUAUUUAUUUUGGUGAAGGUCUCUCUCCACACAAACCUUCUGCUUGGAAUUGAAAAAGCCUUUCUUCGUGUGUUGGCAUGAUUACUUAAAGGCAGGGUGUCAGAUUUCUUUCAGCCGUUGUUGAUUUUAAAAUCUCCAAAACAAACACAACCCUGCCCCCAUCUUUCGAUCUCGUCAGCGCUCGGCUCGUCUAAAGUCCGUCCUGUUCACUGUGCACAUUACUGCUGAUUGGCUACAAGGUUGUUUUGGUACUCGGCCCGACUCAGUUGUCUAAAGCGUAAUUCAGAAAUCGGUUACCCUGCCUUUAAGUUUAUUUAAAAUAUUUGCUGAUUUAAAAUUAUUCACAGUGGACUUCCUUACUAACAAAGGCAUUUGUUUCUCAGUGGAUUGUACACAAGCAAAAAAUGAAAGACUAAGAUACAGCAGGUGAAAUUAGUUAUAUCCUGAUAAUUAUUAUUUGUGAUCAUGAUACUGUAGCUUAAGGAUCACAGCUCCAAAAGAGAAUCGUCAUUUGCGCGUACUAUAAGGGGGAACCAAAGAGUAUAGAUGACAAGAGGUGAAAUUCAAUAGAUAGUUCCAUUGCAACACCUGCACCCUGCGUUUCCGCCAUUUUGGGUUGAAAGCAACUCUGCUUUCUGCUCUGACGAUGGCAAUAUCAGCUGCUUUGUUUAAAAAAUAAAACAUUAAAGCUGAAAUUCAACCUGAAUGAUGAUAAGAAAUGACGACAAAAGCCUUGGCUCGCUAGAAACCUUGACAGUUAUCAAGCAUUUUCACCCCAAAAGGGCAGCCGCAUUGUUUUCUCUUAAAAAAGCACCAGAGUUACGCCUCUUGGUAUCUAUACUCUUUGGGGGAACAUCAACACAGGAAGCGACACUGUCAUUUACAGAUUAUUUUGUUGCGUGAGAAUGACGUUGAUCGAUACUUUCAAGCCUACCUGUUGUCAGUGGAAACGCAAGCCUAAUAAUGGUUACCCGUAACGAAGCAUACCAUAAUGUACUGUACUGUAACGAACCGUACUGCACAGUGGAAACUGACUAAGUUUAACACUAACCUGUUUACAAACUAUUACUUUGUUACCUGCAAAAUUCAUCCUAAUGCUGCCCAAAUUUAUCAAUUUUCUCACCUUAGAAGCACAUGACUCAUUUAAAGGAGUCAUGAACUGGCCUUUUUUAUGACGUUGCGUCAUGCGGAUCUGGUCAGCACUCUCCACUCGAUGGUGCGUCGUGCUGCAGGCAGUUUCUGUUCUGCCAACCACAGACCCUUCCCCCAUGGGGAUGAUAAUGCAGAUCGCUGGGACAAGAGUAAGCUCUCUCCGGUGCAGAGCAUCUCUUAUCUCAGUAUGGAACAAGAAUCUGUCACCAUGAUGGCACGCCUUACCUAUGAGCAUGCCCAGUCAAUAAGGCUUUACCUGACACUCUUCAGGCCGCAAUUAGCGGUCCCACUGAAACUGUUUCAGAGGCUCCUGAGGCAUAUGGCAUCCUCGACAGCAGUCGUGCUGCUCGGGUUGACAGAUAUGAGACCGCUUCAGCAUUGGCUUCAAAGUCGCGUUCCUUGAAGAGCGUGAUACACCGGCACGAAACGUAUCUCCAUUACGCCUCACUGCUGUUGCUCCCUAGCCCCAUGGACAGAUGUGUCCUUUCUCCCGAUCAUGUAGGUCUUGAGGAAAAGGUCUCUACAAAAGGUAAAUGAAUGCGGAAUUUCAUUCGCCAAAUUUCAUUGGCCUUUUCUAUAGUAGUCAGAAUUGAUUGGUUCUCAAGGGCGAACCCCAUCUCUCGUUCUCGACACAACGUCGAGAGACUGACAAAAGGGAACAUUAGUUUUCUGUUACCAACAUUUUUCUAAAUAUCUUCUUUUAUGUUCCGAUGAUGACAGAAAGUCAUACAGGUUUGAAUUGACAGAAUUUUAAUUUUGAAUGUUGAUUCAAACGUUGUUGAAAACAUUUGGGAUAAUGCAAGUACACACGUAAACAAAAUAAAUAACAGUGCACUGGUAGUUUUCUUGUAUUUUAACGGAAAAAUCUUACAUAUUGUCCCUUUUACUAACUUCUAUAUGUGCAUUAAGCUAUCCAGAUGUUAGGUCCACAAAAUCAGAUCUGCUCGUUUUUUUUAAAUCUUUUAAUAUUUUUGAUGGACAGUCAAAAAUGAUUGCACUUUUUUAUUGACCAAAUAAUCCAUUGCUGUUUGGUAUAGGAUUAAACAUCCAUGAACAUUUCAGCAUCUUAAAGUCUGCUUAGGUUAAAUUUAGGUACGACUUUAAUGAUGACGUUUAUCGCACAAAGUAAAAAGAACAGAGUUCUUUCCUGAGUUGUAAAUUGUUCUUUUUUUUCAUGAAUGUGCACCAAGCCAGAAUAAAGAAUCUUUUUACUGUGGAACCAGGGAACAAGGGCCAAAAUAGAUGUCACCUCCAGAUUUUCUUUGAUCUGAGACAGUUCACAAAACCAACACUAACCUGCAUGGUGGGUGAUGUGGAACAGGGAGAUGAUGGUCCAGGACACUCUCCUAUGGCAUGCCAUGAAGCAAUCGGCUCGAGUUCUCCUGUUUUUCCUAGUGGUCUGGACACUGCUCUUCCUCUUUGUCACCACCUACUUUUCUGACCAGACCCAAAUGGCAAUUUCCAUCUCAUACUCUGACGGUCAACAUGUUGCCCGGGACAGCAGAGAAUUAAAAAAAAUACACUUGAGUCGGUUUGCAGAGAGGAGGGGUCCUUUCCAGAGCAGACGAGAUUUAAAACUUUCUGACUCAAGAUAUAAGCAGCUUCGUUUAAGGAAUAUAAACAACAUGGAAUUAAAGAGAAACAAGAUGAAGACAAUCGACAACACUUGGUUACUGAUGGAAGGUCUUUGGAAGGGAAAUGUGUCCUCCAACUUGUUAAAUCAACGAUUGCAACAAGUCAUAAAAGAUUAUGUUCGGGUCAAUACGCACAAGGUUCUCUACAAAGGGAGGAGAAAUGCAAGUAGGAGCGGGCAGGAGUUACUCUGUCAGAUGAAACGGCAAACUCGGCUCAAGAAUCUGGAUAGUUCAGAGCAGCCAUUUUUUCGCCUUGACUUUCAACGGUGGUUUCCAUCCCAACCCCUGCAGAAGGUGUACAAGACAUGUGCUGUGGUAUCAUCAGCAGGCUCAAUCCUUAACUCUUUAAUGGGUCGAGAAAUUGAUUCCCAUGAGGCUGUGUUGCGUUUUAAUUCUGCACCUUCUAUUGGUUAUGAAAGAGAUGUGGGCAACAAGACCACCAUUCGCAUCAUGAACUCUCAAAUUCUUGCAAACCCCAAGUACAAAUUCAACAGCAGUUCUAUUUAUAAGAACAUUGCUUUGCUAGCCUGGGAUCCUGCUCCUUAUGAUCUUGACUUGGAAAAGUGGUACAAGUAUCCCGACUUUGACCUCUUCAAACCCUACAUUGCUCGUAGAGAGAGCAAUCCUGAGCAGCCUUUUUAUAUCCUGCAUCCCUCCUUUAUCUGGAGUCUCUGGGAUUUUGUGCAAAAUAACACAGUGGAGAACAUUCAGCCCAACCCUACUUCCUCAGGAUUUAUAGGUAUAACUGUGAUGAUGAACCUAUGUGAGGAAGUCGAUGUCUAUGAGUACAUCCCUUCUGUAAGGCAAAGCAGUCUGUGCCAUUAUCAUGAGACGUAUGAAGACGAUGGCUGCACCUACGGGGCGUACCACCCUCUGAUUUACGAGAAGAUGCUCAUCAAGCGCAUGGGCACAGCUUCUGAACACGACCUCAGGAAAAAGGGAAAGGUCACUCUGCCAGGUUUCUCCAAGAUUACAUGUCCAACGUGAUGAUUAGACUCACUAGUGCAGUACAUUCACAUGGCAUCCCAUUGAAUGUAUUUCUGCACUAUUUUAUUUCAUUUUGUCAAACAUUUUCUGUACUGUAAGCACUGUUUUCAGAUUAAUAAAUGGAGAGGCUUAGUGUAUCCGGAUAAAACACUUAAAAAUUAAUUCAGACACUUUAUCCACUCACGGGACAUGACUUUCCAAAAGGAAAAUUCCCAUUUUCCGGAUGGGAAUUAUCCACUUUAAAGCUUGUUCAUCUGCAUUAUAUAAUUAAUUGGUAAUCUGAUUAAAUAAUUUGCAAUUACUCACUGCCUUUAAAAGUUUAGUAUAAUUAGCUUGCUUAAUCAUAUUUCAACAAACAAGAAUAAUCGUAAAAUCAUGAAAACUAAAAAGGAUUUUCAAAAUAAAAAUGUUAUAAAGAAAAAGUGAAUAUAUGCAUAUAAGCUUACUGUGUGCUAAACCUAAACCUUUAAACAGUAGUGUAUUUUUAAAAUGAAACUUUUAUCUUAAAGUCAUGGUAAUGGUAUUCUAAAUGCAUAUAAAUCUGCAAUGUAAAUGUAAUGUAUUUGGAAAUGAAUUUGGAUUUUAAAUUAUUUUCACAUAAAAAGAUUUAGAUUCUAGGUAGAUCUAGGUUGGAUAUCCACAGGGAAUUCUGCUGCAGAAUUGUUAACUGCACUACGGGUAUACUGAAUUCCUUCCGCCUUACCUGUUUACUGUGAAUAUAAAAUGUUGGCAGAUAUAUUUUUAAACGAUACAAUUUUACUGUAAUAUUUUGACAAAGUAAUUUUGUAAGCUGUGCCAAUUUUUUUUCUAUUUUUAUUGUAUUGAAAAAAAUCUACAUUUUAAUUGGUUUUGGUAUUAUUUGUCUUUAUAUUAACAUGUAUUUUGUACCUGAUGUUUUUAUUUCUAACGGCUGGUAAAUAGUUUUUAUUACUGUGAAUGUAGUUUCAUACAGUGUAAAUAAAGGAAAUGAAUGAGUAUUUGAUGAAACAAUGUUACAUAUUAUCUAUUUCUCAGUGUCUCUCAGUGUAUAAGAGCAGUAAUUCCUAACACUUCAUACCCAAUAAUUCAGUGCAUAAUUAAGAAAAUUGUUGUCUGACCUGUUUGUUCAUAAGGAUGUAAAUAAGAGGGUUGAUGACUGUGCUGCUUUUUGCCAGAAUUGAAGGCACCACGCUCGCAAUGGGUGUGAUGAUGCCCUGAUGUCCAAACGUAGCCAUCAUUGCAACUACCCCAUAUGGCAUCCAGCACAAGAGGUAGCACACCACUGUGGUGAUGACCAUGAAUAAAAUGUGGUACUCUCUCCGCCUCGCUGCCGUCUUCCUGAUGCGGCCCACCUGCAGAGAACAUUCACAUUGAAAUGGAUUUCAUACUUUUUCCAGCAGAUAUUUUGAAAGUAGCCAUUGAUCUCAAUGGACUCGGGCUUCACUAUAGAGCAAGUCUGCAAUCUGGUUAGAAGAACCACUGAGA
Triplophysa dalaica is the source of this 6285-nucleotide messenger RNA. It is a transcript of the gene st6gal2b, whose product is annotated as ST6 beta-galactosamide alpha-2,6-sialyltranferase 2b. Lineage: Eukaryota; Metazoa; Chordata; Actinopteri; Cypriniformes; Nemacheilidae. The record is from RefSeq and is a predicted model, not a curated record. Gene Ontology annotation, molecular function: sialyltransferase activity. The coding region runs from base 3511 to 4821 and encodes 436 amino acids. The transcript is spliced from 7 exons.